UUGCAACUUCAGGUUUUUGUGACUUUUGUCCCUUUUCCGUGUACUCCGAAUUAGGUAAGGGUGAAAAUACGAACGAGGAAAUAUGAAUCUCUUUCAAGGGUUUAGGCGGGGCUUUCAGCUUCGGUCGAGCAAGUCCCAGAAACGGCUUCCUUGUCCUCCAAUGACAGCUCUAGCCCCUGCAAAAAUCUAAAGCUCAACUUCAUUAUCGGAAAAGAUCCCAACUUUCUUAUCCUUUACACUGAUGUUGAAGGUUCUCACAUCAAUUUCUCGUUACAACUCAGCGUCGUCGGCUUUUAGCCACCAUGCCCGACCGUACAGAGAGUCAAACUCUCCAUUGGACCGAGUUCUGAUUUCAAUCAGAAGCUCCAGACAGAAGGGGACCUACUUCUGCACACGAUUUUUCUGUUCGGACAACACCAAUGGGCCGGACCCGCCUGCCGAGGCCGGGGCAGAAGCUAAGCAGGGAGAGGUUGAAGUUGAAGGGGCUGCUGAGGCUACGAAUUCAGCUGCCAUGGUUCCCACAGUGUUUGGGCCUGAAGACUGUCUAUUGCAUAUAGGAGAUUUUAAUUAUGCGCGGUUAGAAGAUUUUGGAGCAGCAACAUCUGGUGCUAACAAACUGCAUUGUCAACAAGUUCUGGAAGAGAUUGAUGAACUGGGACUGGAGACUGAUGACAAGACAGCUCUUUCCGGUUUGUAGUCUUCUAGUCCUGCGACAUUUGCAUAAUUGAGAAUCGUAGGGAACAUGGUUUUGGCAUAAAACCAUUUGUCUGUUAUGAAGCCUAUAAAGGGAUGAACAAAUUCAUCAAAUUGAUUAACUGACCGAAAUUGAAGCGUAACCAAACUCAACCAAAACCAACCAAAUCAUAAGCGGCUCCGUUUAAGAUUUUUUCUUGUAAAACUUAUACAGCUAUCCAAAACAAACCUAAACCGACUUAAGUUACUUGGUUUGGUUCUCGGUUUUGCAUUUUCAUAAUCAAACUAACAAAAUGCCGAACUGAUUAAGCCGUUAUAUUGGCACGCCUGAUGCUAGGGCCAUGUGGGAGGAAAAGGAAUUCUUAUUUAAUUGUCUAGGUUGUCACACUAGCAACAUUAAAAUUCCAAAAAUAGAUUUCCUCCCCCCCAUUUACAUUUUUGAGGAUGGGAUUAUACUUUAAUGAUUAUAAUGCUUGCAGUACAAUUGAUUUUUCCGAACCCGGAAACAAAUGGGACUUUGGAAAAGCGUUUACCCACAGAUCAUAUUCUGAAAUCCACCGUUUCAGACCUCAUCACGAAGCAACACUGGUCCAAACUCAGAAACCUUAUUAAUCACGCUGACCCAACAGGCUUCAUUCUACAUUUAUUCCAACCCGGGUUCAGUUCUGAUGCCAUUUUCUCCUUCUUCAAAUGGUCCCAGACAGCUUAUAAAGUUUCUUACCCUCCUCAACUUUUAUGCAAACUACUAGUCUUGGCUGCAAAAGAAAAGAGAUAUUCAAUGGUGAGAUCUUUGCUACACUCCUUCGUUAAAGGUGGGAAAAUCCACUCAGUUUCGUCUUUUUUUCAUGAAUUGUUGACCUGUAGUGAUGAAUUCCAUCUCAACUCUAUCAUUGUUGAUAUGUUGAUAUUGGCUCUUGUCAAUAAUUCGAAAGCUGAUUUUGCUUUAGAGACGUUUAAGCGUGCUGGAGAUUAUGGUUUUACGAUGUCUGUUCAUUCAUGUAAUCCAUUUUUGCUUAUGUUGGUAAAGAAGAAGACUGGGGAAAUUGAAUUCUUGUACAAGGAUAUGCUUAGGAGGAGGAUUGCACUUAACUUGUUCACAUUUAAUGAGGUGGUUAACGGGCUGUGUAAGGAAGGGAAGUUGAAUAAGGCUAAAGAUGUUAUGGAAGACAUGAAGAUUAGGGGAGUUAUGCCGAAUGUGGUUACUUAUAAUACAUUAAUUGAUGGGUAUUGUAAAAAUGGAGGAUCAUCGAAGAUGUACAAAGCGGAUGAAGUUCUUAAAGAAAUGGUGGGUAAAGGGAUUCAACCAAGUCAGAUAACCUAUAACACUCUCAUUGAUGGAUUUUGUAAGGAUAAUAAUAUUAAGGCAGCUUUAAAGAUUUUUUCAGAGAUGAAGGAGCAUCAGACAAAGCCAAACAUUGUGACAUAUAACUCAUUGAUUAAUGGGCUUUGUGGGGAUGGAAGAAUUAGGGAUGCUUUGGACUUGCAGACUGAAAUGGUGAGUCUAGGGUUGCAGCCUAAUAUUGUUACUCAUAAUGCCCUUAUUAAUGGAUUUUCCAAAAACAAGAUGUUAGUGGAGGCUAGGGAGUUGUUUGAUCAAAUAAUGAAGAAGGGAGUCGUAGUUCCAAGUGUGCUGACUUUUAACUCUAUGAUGGAUGGUUAUUGUAAGGCAGGGAAGAUGGAGGAAGCAAUGCCUCUCUUUGACUUGAUGUUGACCAAAAGAAUUCAACCUAACGUUUCAACUUAUAAUUGCUUAAUUGGGGGAUAUUAUCGGGUAGGUAAUCUUGAAAAAGCUAAAACGAUGCUGGAUGAGAUGGCCCACAAGGGAUUGAAGGCUGAUAUUGUCACCUACAAUAUACAGAUUGAUGCAAUGUGCAAGAUGGGUGAAUCUAGAAAGGCUGCUCGCCUGCUGGAUGAGAUAUAUGAGGAUGGCCUAAUUCCAAACCACAUAACGUACAAUAAAGUGAUGGCUGGCUAUUGCCAAGAAGGAAAUCCGAAGGCAGCUGUUUCUAUUAGGAGAAGAAUGGAAAGGGAAGGGAAGAAACCUAAUGUCGCAAGUUUCAAUGUACUGAUGAAAGGGUUUUGUUCCAAAGGUAAGCUGGAAGAGGCAAAUUCACUUUUGAACGAGAUGCUAGAGAAAGGGUUGGCACCUAAUCGAACAACCUAUGAUAUAAUCAAUGGAGAAAUGAUUGAAAAGGGAUUUGUUCCUGAUAUAGAUGUACGUCUCUACAAUGAUGGAGGAGACUAGAACUUUCAGAUUGAUUGAUAUGGAGUUUGUUUUCUGCCCAAAGUGCAAAGAUACCUGGUAGGAUCUUUCAGUGAGUGGAAAGAUGUAUGAGGGCCUAAUUCCAAACCACAUUACGUACAAUAAAGUGAUGGCUGGCUAUUCCAAGAAGGAAAUCCGAAGGCAGCUGUUUCUAUUAGGAGAAGAAUGGAAAGGGAAGGAAGAAACCAAGUGUCGCAAGUUUCAAUAUACUGAUGAAAGGGUUUUGCUCCAAAGGUAAGCUGGAAGAGGCAAAUUCACUUUUGAACGAGAUGCUAGAGAAGGGUUUGGCACCUGAUCGAACAACCUAUGAUAUAAUCAAUGGAGAAAUGAUUGAAAAGGGAUUUGUUCCUGUAGAUAGAUGUACGUCUAUACAAUGAUGGAGGAGACUAUAACUUUCAGCGUGGGUGAUAUGAAGUUUGUUUUCUGCCCAAAGUGCGAAGAUACCUGGUAGGAUAUUUCAGUGAGUUGCACAAAUGGUGAUGGUGUAGCCUUUGCUGUUGCUACUUGCUUUAUGGUCUAGUGCCCAAGUAUCAUGCAUGUAUGUAUGUAAACACACUGUAUAGUUGUAUAUAUCUAUAUAUAAUAAAAGUUAAGUUUCAUAUAAGAGUAAUUCUAGCAUUGAUAACUGAAAUAUGACGGUAAACACAGAUCAAUGGUUCGAAUUCUUCAUGACCGAAGCUGUCUGUAAGGACGGACCCAACUGUCCCAACCAUUUCCCUACACAAUAUGGAUGCGGCCGUUGAUCAUAGGAACUUAGGCUUAGAUUUAUUUGUUGUUGGUGAAAUCUGAUGUAACUCUUUACAGUUUUAAUUCCUAUUAUUUAAUGCCU
Cuscuta epithymum is the source of this 3785-nucleotide messenger RNA. NCBI's taxonomy places the organism in Eukaryota, Viridiplantae, Streptophyta, Magnoliopsida, Solanales, Convolvulaceae. The record is from the annotation of a GenBank genome assembly.